UCACCGCGCACUGCUACAAAAAUAUGAUCCCGAGGAGAGACGCUCCAGCGCUUCAACACUUGAGACAACAACCUCUCUGCGACUGAUAGCAGCUUCAAUCACAGCCCGGUCCGCUCCUUCUACAACUAUUCUCCACUCCAUUUUCGCUUUCUUUAUUUCUUCUUUUUUUUUUUUUUUUUUUUUUAUUCCUUUGCGCUGGAUCUUCCGUGCCAGAAAAUGUGUGUGGACAGAGAUGGGUGCGAGAUUGAAGGCUGCAGCAGUUCGGAUGAGGUGCGCACGCUGUCCGGCAGCAUGAGCCCAGGACUGAAAUCCAACCCGGACCUGCACCCGUGCAAGCCGGGCCACAAAUUCAGAGCUGCGCUGCUCAGAUGCCGCUCACCGGCUGCUGCUGCCGGGAUCCUCAGCUUUGGAAACGUCCUUAAUUACAUGGAUAGAUACACAGUGGCCGGGGUCAUUCAAGACAUCCAGCAGCACUACGACGUCUCAGACAGCGGGAUUGGCUUGUUGUCAACAGUCUUCAUCUGCAGCUUCAUGGUGGCAGCUCCCAUCUUCGGUUACCUUGGCGACCGCUUCAACAGAAAGGUCAUCCUGAGCUGUGGCAUUUUCUUCUGGUCUAUUGUGACUCUGUCGAGCUCCUUCAUCAGUAAAGAGUAUUACUGGCUGUUCGUGCUCUCCAGGGGACUUGUGGGUAUUGGAGAGUCAAGCUACUCCUCCAUCUCUCCCACCAUCAUAGGAGACCUGUUCACCAAUAACAGCCGCACCAUGAUGCUCUCUGUUUUCUACUUGGCCAUCCCGCUGGGAAGCGGGUUGGGCUACAUCCUGGGCGCCAGCGCCAAGGUGGCUGCAGGAGACUGGCACUGGGCACUGAGGGUGUCUCCAGUUUUAGGGAUCACCGCUGGGACUCUGAUCCUGGUCUUCGUGCCAGAGCCAAAGAGGGGCAGCGCCGACCAGAUGGGAGGACGCAUCAAAACUCGCACAUCCUGGUUCUGUGACAUGAAGGCACUCGCCAAAAACCGGAGCUACGUGUUCUCCUCCCUGGCAUCGGCGGCGGUGUCUUUUGCCACAGGUGCGUUUGGUAUUUGGAUUCCCCAGUACCUGGACAGGGCCCAGGUGGUGCAAAAGACGAGAGACGCCUGCAGCAAAGGCAUCUGCAGUAGCCAGGACAGCCUAAUCUUCGGUGCCAUCACUUGUGUGACCGGUCUGUUGGGCGUCGUCAUCGGAGCAGCCACCACACGCUUCUGCCGCCAGAAGACCGAGCGAGCCGACCCACUGGUGUGCGCCGUCAGCAUGCUGGGCUCGGCCAUCUUCAUCUGCCUCAUCUUCGUGGUGGCCAAGAAGAGCAUCGAAGGAGCUUAUGUUUGUAUCUUCAUAGGAGAGACGCUGCUUUUCCUGAACUGGGCCAUAACAGCAGACAUUUUAAUGUUUGUCGUCAUUCCGACGAGGAGAGCAACAGCGGUGGCCUUUCAGAGCUUCACCUCUCAUCUACUGGGUGACGCAGGGAGUCCAUACCUGAUCGGCCUGAUCUCAGACGCCCUUCAGGAGAGCUACGCUACGUCGGCUCUGUGGCGGUUCCUCAGUCUGGGUUAUGCCCUCAUGCUCUGCCCCUUCAUCAUCGUCCUGGGGGGCAUGUUCUUCCUGGCCACAGCGCUGUUUUUCCUGGAUGACAGGGAGAAGGCUGACAAACAGUUGAACCAGCUGACACGGCCCCCCUCCUCAGUCAAGGUAUGACCAGGUGACAGCCAAAUGAGGAGCAAUCUGAAGGAGCAACCAAACUCAAAAAGGAUGACAAAUGGAGAUUAGAAGCAGGGGCAGCUGAUCUACUUCUUUGAAUUCACGCCCAUGUUCUCAUUGCUGCCAUCACCUCCACGAUCCUCCUCCUUCUCUUCCUCCUCCUCCUCCUCCUCCUACUGCUGCUCUUCCUUUUGCUCACUGAGGCCGCUCAGAACUAGAAUGAGGGAGCGUCUUGCCCCUCCUUGAAACGCCUCCAGAUCACAGACUCGUGUCGUGAAGUCGCACAGCAGUUUGCUCAGCGACAGCUGGUGUCCUCCUCACCUCUGUCUGCGAGGAUCCACUGAACCUUCGAUGGAGGAGGCGGUGGUGCUGGCAAAAUCCCCACCCUGUGUGAGCCUUCUGACUCCUGAUGCCAUACUACUGAAUGCUGACCAUGAACCUGCCGUGUCUGUCUGUCUGUCUGUCCGUCCGUCUGUCUCCUAUGUGUCUGUCUGUUACAUCGGCUGUCGAUCUGCACCAAGUGCCAUGGCGUCAUUACAUUCCUCCAGACUUUGCACUGACCACCAACAACCUUCAUGACUUCCAUCUCUGGCUGUGUUUACAUGCACAAAAUAAUCCAGCAUCUUGUUAUGAAUUCAGUUUGAUUAAGCUGCUUACACUCACAGCAGGACAGCAGAAGAAGUGUUGUUUUUAACCGCACUUAUAAAGCUCUGCUUUAGCUCAUAUUUUCCACAAUUUAUUCUGCAGGCAAACAGAGAGGAGCUGCAAAAUUCCUGCCCUUAACUGUUUAAAAUACAUGUUUUUCAGUGUCAAAUUAUUCUACAUAUCCUCAUCUGCAGUAUUAACAACAUGAACAUCCAGCUUGUUUACUGAUAAAUGCAGCUUUCUCACCAUAUAUCCGAUUUUUUUGUCCCUUGUGCAUAUAAACACAGCCGUCAACCAAGAGCCAAAUAGUGUUACUGUCUAGCGGUCAGUGAUUCAGCCUUAACAAUUCGAGCUUUCUCAUCAUCUGCUGUUUCUUUUGACCCCUGAGUGUGUUUUUUAUUUGAGCUUUUAGCACUUAAUCAGCGCAGACAGCACCACAGAGCAUGACAGAGACAAGAGAUUUCUGCACAUUAUUUUGUUGUGAUUUUUACAUUUUUGUUAUGAUGUUUGAUUUGAAACUGGAGGUUUCUGCCUAUGAUUGUUUCAGAAAGGAUUAUGAUGCAAUCCUUGGUGAUUUUUUAAAGCAAACACUGGAUUAUAUAUAUUUUAUAAUUUAUAUUGUACAUGCUUUUCCCAAAAGGUAAUGCUACUUUUUUUGACUUUUUUGUGUGGAAGCAAUACAAACCAACCUUUUUGUACACACUGCCUUAUCAGUGAGCUAGGUUUCCCUUUAAAGGGGUGAGCUCUCUGAUGGUUGGUUUUGAAUUUCUGGACACAUCACCCACACAGAGACUGAGUUGCUUUUAAUGACGGAUUCCAGCUCUGUCCACGCUGGUUACAAUAGCAGCCAUUGUGAAAAAGAGACUUGCCCCCUCUCGGAAUUGUAGAUAUCCCAUUCCAGGUUAGAAAGAGUCACAAUUAUCGGUUUAUUUCUGAGGGAAAUAGUAAUCCCAGACAGGAAGAGGAAAUUCCUCAGCCUCAGGUUGGACUGAUGGCGAGCUCUCAUUAUCGUUGAUAGCUGAUAAGCAAGGAAUUCUUCUUUGAAACCAAACCAGCAAGAUCUCAGAUGUCCCUGCUGGUCAACAGAGUCCACUUAAAGGUAUCAUAUGCAACUUUAAGAGCAGCUAUCCAGUAGAUGACGCACUUACCUGCAAAUUCCACAUACUCCUUGUCUGCUGUGUUGCAUGCACACCAAGGAUUGCUCAAACCAACAGCAUGCCUUCAUGCACUGGUUUCUGAAGCAAUGCCAGCACAGUGCUACCCUGAUCAACUGCAGACGUGAGAUCACAGAACUACAAGUUCACCUGGGAAAUGUGAAAUCAUGUGUGGACUGACAUGUUUUUACUUGCGGACAGAGUAUGUGGAAUCUGAGAGUUGAACAACAAACCCCCCUCCUUUCAUUUGGUGUCCCAGCCAAUAGCAGCAGUUUCUAAAACAGAUUGCAAAUUGAGAUAUGCAGCUUGAAAUGGAUUUGGUUUCCAGUUCUUUGACUUAUUUUAGACCAAAAAGAGAAUUUACUUUAGUUUUAAGAGUUAGUUGAUUCACCUUGCAUUGAGCUGAAACAAUAUUUGUCUGAGAGCUGACAAACCCAGCUGAGAGCAACAAACCCAGAGGGAGUUAAUUAGUGUUCAAAAUGUUGCAUAUUAUACCUGAAUUUAGAGUUAACAUGCACAGAGGGAACAAAAAAUAUACAGUAGACAAAAGCUGCAUUAGAUUUGAUAUUACAUGCAUUAAUCACAUUUUCAUAUUUGCGAUUAAGCUCAUUUAGAAAUGAGAAAAAAAUCUCCUUUCACUAGUUGUUUGUAGAUAGAAUGUUUUAGAUUUAAGCUACCUUGGAGGAAGUUUUUUAGUCUGCUGGAUACAAUUUUACAGAAACCUUGAAGCCACUAAUGGAGUCCAAGGUUUUAAAACUUGUGCAUUAAAGGGAAAAAAGCACUUUGCAGACUUCAAGAAAACAGCAGGAGGAGGAAGAGGAGGAGGGGGGGUCUGACCUCAGCAGAGAAAUAAAGGGAGACGUCGAGGUUGUUCUUGUAGCAUUGAUGUGCUAGCGUGACUCACCGGCUGUGUGUGGGGUGCUGCUGCUGUGUGGGCUGUGUCCUUGUUACAGAUCAUUAGCUUUAGCUUCUCUCUGACUGCGUGGAGCUCUCUGAAUGUGACUCUGUCCAACCUGAUGUGUUUACACACCUACAUCUUCUUAAUGAACUAAGCUUCUUACCUUCCUUUUAUUUUUUUUAAUGUUACCAAAUGAGUUUUUUUAUAACUACAAUAGAGAUAUAUAAAGUUAUAUCAUGCAGCAACUUUAAUAUAUUGUAAAUGAUGGCUUGGAUGCAAUGUAUUUAUUUGUUACCACAAUGAAGAAUAAUCUAUAAAGGGAAGUUUAAUGUUUGAGUAUACUACACUUUGCUGUUUGUCAUUGGGUUUAGAAAUGUUCCUCCUUUUGUAUCACAGCUAAACAACACAAUACCUUUGACUUCACUAAGAUUCACCCUGAUUACUGUGAUCAUGAAUUAGACUGCUACGGUGGCUCACAAGGACAAAUGCACCACAAAGCUUUGAAAGACUCUUACUGUGAUGAACAGGCUGAUAAUUCAAAGCCAUGUCCAAACGUUGGAAACUAACACAAUGAAAGAAAUGCGUUGCUAAUUGAAAAGCCAAAACAAGCAUAAGCAAAUGUGCUGCAAAUACACUUUAUUCUAGUGGGCCUAAUUACAUCUAAUAACUUGGUCAUAUGUAGUAAUUCUCAAGUAAUUCCUUGUCAUAUUUUGGUAAUUCUCUGGUAAUUAAGUGGUAUUUUACCUGAACCCUAGACCUGACCCUAACCUUAUACAUUACUUGAAAAUUAUUCAGCAAGGGCUCAUUUUAAUUUAGUGGGCCUAAAUAAAGAAAUUACCAAGUAAUUAUCAAGCAACUUCUAUAGAAAAUGAUCCUCCUAUUUCCAAGAAAUAAGUAAAAUACAGUCAAAUUACCUGAUAAAAGCCACAAUGUUAUGACGGUUAAGGUCAGGGUAAGGGUUCAGUUCGGGUAAAAAAAACAACCUAAUUUCCAGAAAAUUGCCACAAUAUUACAAGGUUUAGGAUUAUGGUUAGGAUGAGGGGUAGGAUUAGGGUAAAAUGCCACCUAGUUACCAGGGAAUUGCCACAAUGUUACAAGGCUUAGGCCUAGUUGUCCCUAUAAUUACCAGAGAAUUGCUAUAAUAUUUCAAGGAAUUAUUUGAUAAUCAAUAUAUUAUUACUAGGUAAACACUACCUUAAUAUUACUGAGUCUUUACUCGGUAAAAUGCCAUCUUAUUGCUUGAAAAUUACCAACAUAUUCUUGAGGAAAUUAUUGCACAUUAACAUUUCUUACUUUAAAAUUACUGGAGAAUUAGAGCCCACUAAAAUAAAGUACUACCAAAAUGGUUCAAAGUUAAAAUCACAAAAAAUUAGGGAAACAAAUGCAAUGGAAAAAUGCUUCACAACCAGUCAUUACAAAGAAAAGGUACUCCUUGCCUGUAGGGGGCGCUGAAUGGAACAGCUUUAUUGUUGUAUGAAGAGGUGGACACCUUUUAUGUUUUCAUUUUAUAUCUGACACAAAAUCCCAGGACAGCUCUUCUUAAGGUCAUGCACCUCUACAAAACAACCUACCUAACAUGUGAGCUUUACCCAUACAAAACUUAAGCUCUGAUUUUGAUUAAUUCUAAGAAUGCAUGUUUAUACAUAGCCAGUGUGGCUGCUCUUAGAUGGCUAGUAAGCUCAGUUAGCCAUUCAGCUAGCAAUAUUUAAAGCUUAAUCUCCCUGCUUUGGGAAACCUGGACAUUUGAAAAGUAUGACAAGCAUGUAUCUUCAAUAUGACUGUGGUUGUGUCCCAAUUUAGGGUCUGCAUCCUUCAGACCCCUGAAUUGAGACACAACUGUAGUUUCACUGAUGACUAUAAGCACAGUUUCAGAAAAGUUUCUGUAAAAUCAGCUUCCAUUAAGGGACCCCUUCAUGAAUGAAGAGUUAACAUUGUGUUGGCUAUAUGCAGCAAUUUGUGUAGCCCUUUUAAAGAUUUUUAUAACUUUGGAUCAGUUUGCAUUCGUCAAGCUUUCUUAUGCACACUUUUGUUCCCCCUUUCUGUUUUAUUAGCCUCUUUUUGUCUUUUGCAACCCAUUUCACUAAUUCAGAUCCUUUGAGUCACUGCAGUGCAUUUGUCGUCAUCAGCCACCGUAGACUUCUCACACAUUUAACACAUUAAAGGAAAGAUGCAAUGUGAUUGUUUCAAACAACCAAUUGCUGUCAUGUUUAGGGUGCACUACUUUGCAUUCAUUUUUGUAGCUCUUGUGUAAAUGUUUUUUUUUUUUUCUUCUUUUUUUUAAUUUUAGAACAACUGAUAAAACCAUUUUGCACACGUAUUGUUCAGGGAUUUAUUUGAACCAUCAACUCCACAGCCUCUGCAGCAGAGGUCUGUCACUUCAUGCUCACAGUAAGUGCUGACAUUUUGUCUUCGAUCAUAAGAAGGGACGUUGGCUCUGGUCAGAUGGGUCAUGAAUCGAGUUUCACUUUGCCAAAAUUUAGUCGAUUGAGCACCAAUCCUUUUAGGAGUAUAAGUCCGUCGUAUUGAGUAAUUCUGUGUUAAUAAUCACUGAAGUGAUGUACGGAGAAUGUAUUUCUUGUCAUACAAGAAUUCUGUAUAAAGAAGCCUUUUUCUGAUGUUGAGCAGAAAACAGAGGUUAUUUUUAUUUUUAGAGCAAGUCAAUACAAAAGAGAGGUGUUUGAAAAUCAAAGGAUAUUAUUCUAGCUGAACUGUGAUAGAAAUGUACAUGUCUGUAAAUCAAAUAAACUUAUUUAAUCACUUCA
Messenger RNA from Cheilinus undulatus (humphead wrasse), 7190 nucleotides. RefSeq names its product spinster homolog 2 (Drosophila) (gene spns2). Gene Ontology annotation, biological process: transmembrane transport; lipid transport; sphingosine-1-phosphate receptor signaling pathway. Gene Ontology annotation, molecular function: transmembrane transporter activity; sphingolipid intramembrane carrier activity. The record is from RefSeq and is a predicted model, not a curated record. The transcript is spliced from 13 exons. Lineage: Eukaryota; Metazoa; Chordata; Actinopteri; Labriformes; Labridae. Bases 217 to 1728 code for a protein of 503 amino acids. Gene Ontology annotation, cellular component: membrane.